Molecule: messenger RNA, 228 nt
Organism: Protopolystoma xenopodis
Lineage: Eukaryota; Metazoa; Platyhelminthes; Monogenea; Polystomatidea; Polystomatidae
Source: the annotation of a GenBank genome assembly
AUGACACCCAGCUCUGAUGAUGUCCAUCAUAUGAUGGACGAUAGCUCAGCACAUUUUCCCCCGACACGAGGGAUAAAGUCUCGUGGACUGCGUCAACAUGAAUAUCGUAUAAAAUCCAAACGGCUGCAGUACAACGAGCUUCAUCCGUCCUUAUCUGGUGAGAUCGACCAACGAAUCUCUUCUUCAUGCACUUUCAAUCGAAAUGAAGGUCCCCCUAACAUUGUCUAA